CACAUCAGGACGAUGCAGUCUGAGGAGAAAAAACAAAAAAGGCAGAAAUGCAAAUGCGAUAAACAUUUAUUAUUCUCUUAGUACUAACAACCUCACCCAGCAGAAUAUGUUCUUCUACAAACAGCUUGAAAAACCAAAAAAACAAAACAAAAGCGCAGCAUCGAGCGCACAGACCAAAUAGAGAAAACCACAGGCCUUUAAAUAGACGGCUGAAAACGAGAAGUGUGAAGUGGACGGAGAUGUACGGAGGCAGCAGGGUAGAAAGAGCGAGAGCAGAAGUUUACAUCAGUCUCUACGAAGAGCAGAGUGGCAACCGGUGCCACCGUGGGACUGCAGCCAUCGCUCAGAGCCGGAGCCAAGCGGGGAUUUAAUACCAUUUAAUACAACGAGUUCACAAAAGCAGGGAGGGACAAGGACGGGGGAGAGGAAACUAAAGAUAAAGGAAGAGGUUUACCAAGAGGGGGGCUCAUGGGAAACCUCCUGAAAGUGCUGGCUUGCGCCGAACUUGAGCAUGGCCCAAUAGUUUUCCUUGACUUUGAACAUGCUCAGCCCACGGAGGCAGAGACAGCCGUGUGGAACCAGGUCAGCGCCGUGCUGGAGGAGGCUCAUGGGAUCCUCGCCGAGCUGCAGUCCUAUAACGGAGCGGGCCAGGAGAUACGAGAAGCCAUCCAGAACCCAGGUGACCUCGCUCUGCAGGAGAAGGCCUGGAACGCAGUCUGUCCCCUGGUGGCCAAACUGAAGCGCUUCUACGAGUUUUCCCUCCGACUGGAGAACGCCUUGCGCAGCCUGCUGGAGGCGCUGACCAGCCCGCCGUACGCUCCCAUGCAGCACCUGGAGAGGGAGCAGGCGUUGGCCAAACAGUUCGCUGAGAUCCUUCAUUUCACCCUCAGCUUCGAUGAACUAAAGAUGACAAAUCCAGCCAUUCAGAAUGACUUCAGCUACUACAGGAGGACUAUAAGUAGGAACAGGCUGAACAACCAGCAGCUGGAGGCGGAGAACGAGGUCAACAACGAGAUGGCUAAUCGGAUGUCCCUGUUCUACGCUGAAGCAACACCAAUGCUGAAGACUCUCAGUAACGCCACCACCAAGUUUGUUUCAGAGAAUAAGACUCUGCCCAUAGAGGACACCACAGACUGUCUGAGCACCAUGGCCUGUGUGUGCCGCGUCAUGCUGGAGACUCCGGAGUACCGCUGUCGGUUCACCAACACAGACACCAUGCUGUUCUGCAUGAGGGUGAUGGUGGGAGUCAUCAUUCUCUACGACCACGUUCACCCUGUAGGGGCCUUCGCCAAGACCUCCAAAAUCGAUAUGAAGGGCUGCAUCAAGGUGCUGAAAGAGCAGCCGUCCAACAGUGUGGAGGGACUCCUGAACGCACUGAGGUACACGACACGGCAUCUAAAUGAUGACAGCACCUCCAAACAAAUCAGGGCCCUGCUGCAAUGAAGAGGAGGACGGAGGGAGGAAAGAAGGAGUGCACUUGAAGGAGGAGAGGAGGAGGAGGAAACAAACGCCCGUGGCUGAUAAACCCGUUUGUUUACAACGAACAAAAGGAAAUCAUCUCCAGGCUUAGAUAAACCUGAUGAUAAUAAGAAGAGGAAAAAUUACUUAUAUAUAUUGUCAGCUGUCCAUCAUUCUGUCUCUCAUUUUGUAAAGUAAGAAAAGAGAAAAAAAAAAAGCCAGAAAAGAAAAUAUAGAUAUAUAUUAAAAACAAGUGAAACACAUGCAGCAGAUGAAAAAAGAAGUAGGAUUAAAGAGGAAGCUAUAUUGCAAAAAUUUAAGGUCAGAACCGAAGCAAACUGAAAAUGUACAAAAAAAAAAAAAAAAAAAAAAAAAAAAAAAAAAGGGGUUCAUGUUCCAGCAGUAGUCUGACAAGUAUUUUUGCACACAAACAACGCCAUCGCCGUUCCCCUCGGAUCUGAUCCCAAACUGAUUUCCCCGCAGACUUCCCCGUGACCCCCUCAUACACUCAGCUUAACCAGAGGAUGCUUUAAGCUCUCGGUUGCAGACGUCUCCCUCAGCUGCACCGAUCUCCACCUGCAGGUGAUUCAAGAAGCAAUGUGAUGGAUGCACUCCGGAGAUUUGCUUCCACCUGUUGUGUUCAUUUUUUUCUGCAUCGGUGCAGCUGAAGGAAAGGAGGCAAGGAGACCAGAAGUCUUUUGUGGAUGCCUCAGUUUCUCGCCCUGAUUUCUCCCUCAUUUGACCAUCACCCACACCCCUACUCUCACCCAUCCAUGUGCUUUUUUUCUUGGCACUAAAACAAAAUUGCCAUCCAAUGUUGUGUGCCCUUAAGCUGUUUAUGUUCCAGCACAAAACAUCAUGUGGGUAGUCCGCCUUUACUUGAACAAUGUCGUUCACUCUCUCUCUCUCUCUCUCUCUCUCUUUCUCUCUCUUUCGCCAUGGUGCUAAUGUGGUCUAAAUAUCACAGUUAUAGCUUGUAAGAAAUCAUUUACUUCAUUCCUUUUUUUGUUGCACUAAUAGGAUGAACCUCAACUUCAGAGAACAUCUGCCUUCAGCUAUUCACAUUAGUGCACAAACAGGGACGGAUCUGAUUUACAAACAUAAACCACAGCACACUUACUUCUUCACCCAGUGCCAAAGCUGAUUGUUCUUUUUGCUUUUUCUUCCAUCAUGAAGCCAGGUUUGAAGAGCAGUGGGGGGUUAAAUCUUGUAGUCCUGUAAAAAACAUCACUGAUCAUCAUUUUAGAUACAUAAGAGGAAAUAAAACAGCCAAGAAAACAUUCAAAAAAGUCAGGAGGAGGUCAAAUUUACAUUUUAAGGGAGAGAUCUGAGCGCUCCAGUGUAAAUAAGUGAGGCUUUUAUUAACAGGCAUCUAUGUGGUCAGCUUGGGUCCUCAAGGGAAAAAACUGAACAUACAUGGAAAUCUGCAUUGCUAGAGUUAUUUCUUUAAGUACGAGGUUGUCAAAGAUUUAAGUAAUUGAAUAAGUGGGGAAUGAAAAAACUAAAGAAAUUCAAACGGAGAUUAAAAAGAAGUGCUGUACUUUGGAUGUCUAUAGCCCUUAGUCUAAUUUAAUUUGAUCUUAUAAUAUAUUUUCUAUACAGGGGUAUGUGAACAAGCAUAUUCUGUAUAAAUAUAUAGAUGGCAUGUUGUAAAAGUUCUGACAGAAACGUGUAAAUAAGGUGUUUUUAUUCAUUUUUAAUUGUUCAGUGAUGCUGAAAUUGGGUAUGUGUUGUCUCUCAGAAUUACCAUGCGUUUGGCUUGGACCAUCGGACUCGCCGUAGUCGUAGGUUUCAGAAACUCAGCUUCAUUACUGCAGAUGAACCGGAGGGAGGGGAGGGGAUGCUAAG
Messenger RNA from Anoplopoma fimbria (sablefish), 3306 nucleotides. It is a transcript of the gene fam49al, whose product is annotated as family with sequence similarity 49 member A, like. The record is from RefSeq and is a predicted model, not a curated record. The transcript has 11 exons. The coding region runs from base 469 to 1443 and encodes 324 amino acids. Gene Ontology annotation, biological process: regulation of actin filament polymerization. NCBI's taxonomy places the organism in Eukaryota, Metazoa, Chordata, Actinopteri, Perciformes, Anoplopomatidae. Gene Ontology annotation, molecular function: small GTPase binding.